AUGGGAGCUUGUUUGGGUAAAGAGAAACCACCAAGAGACACCAGUCCAAAGACUACCAGCACCACUACCAGCAGUGGAUCAAACUCUGCCACAAAGACUGCAGAGGUGCGCGCUGAAGAGAAGAUCUCAUCAAUCAAUGACAUAUCAGCUGGUAAUGUUGAGGACUUUUACGUCGUUGGAAAGGAGUUGGGCAGAGGUGCAUUCUCAGUUGUGCGUGAGGGCACAAAGAAGAAUGGUACAGAGAAGGUCGCUUUGAAAUAUAUCGAGAAGAAGUUUGUCAAGAAGAAGCACAUUGAGCAACUCAGACGUGAGAUUGACAUCAUGAAGAAGGUCAGUCAUCCAAACGUCCUGGCCCUCAAGGAGAUCUACGAGAGUGAUAGCCAUCUCACCCUUGUCAUGGAGUUGGUCACAGGAGGAGAGUUGUUCUAUAAGAUCGUCGAGAGAGGAUCAUUCACAGAGAAGGAUGCUCGUAAUGUUGUUAGACAGGUCUGCGCAGGUGUUGAGUACCUCCACUCUCAAGGUAUUGCUCACAGAGAUUUGAAGCCAGAGAACCUGCUAUGCUCAGGCGAUGGAGAUGCCAUGGUGAUUAAGAUUGCAGACUUUGGUCUGAGCAAGAUAUUUGGUGGCGGCGAGCAGUUGGAGACAAGCUGUGGCACACCAGACUACGUGGCACCAGAGGUGCUCACUGGAGGCAGCUACGACAAUGCCGUCGAUAUGUGGAGCAUCGGCGUCAUCACAUAUAUUCUACUUUGUGGUUUCCCACCCUUCUACGCCUCCAGCCAGAACCUGCUGUUUGAGAAGAUUCUGACGGCCGACUACGACUUCCCCGAGCCCGAGUGGACACACGUGUCUGAGCCCGCCAAGACAUUCAUCCGCAACCUGAUCGUCAAGGACCCAGAGCAGAGAUUCACCGCCAAGCGAUGCCUGGAGGACCAAUGGUUGACGGGCUCCGAGGUCAACCAAUCCGACCUCCACAGCCACUUUGCCGAGAAGAUGAAGAAAUAUAACGACCAAAGAAGAAACAACCAGCCUGCGAUGUAA
Messenger RNA from Acytostelium subglobosum LB1, 1041 nucleotides. RefSeq lists its product as hypothetical. NCBI's taxonomy places the organism in Eukaryota, Evosea, Eumycetozoa, Acytosteliales, Acytosteliaceae. The record is from RefSeq and is a predicted model, not a curated record. Gene Ontology annotation, molecular function: ATP binding; protein kinase activity. The transcript has 4 exons. The coding region runs from base 1 to 1041 and encodes 346 amino acids. Gene Ontology annotation, biological process: protein phosphorylation.